GUUAAGCUGUGGUAGCGAGGUGUGUGUUCCUGCUCUGUUGGUCCCGGGUGGGAUUCUCUGCUGCUGUCAUCUGGAGUGCUGCAGGCAGAAAGGAGAGGAAAGCUGCCAACUGCUCAUGAGAGGUUUUCCUCAAUAUGGGUAAUGUAAGCAUUUUCGUUAGACAAGAGAGAGGAAACAGGCAUGUCAGCUCUUUGUCCACCACCAUCUCCUGCAGUUGCUAAGACAGAGAUCUCUUUGAAUGGCGAGUCACCAUUAUUAGCUGCCACUUUUGCUUACUGGGACAAUAUUCUCGGCCCCCGAGUGCGGCACAUUUGGGCUCCAAAGACAGAACAGGUACUUCUCAGUGACGGUGAAAUAACUUUUCUUGCUAACCACACCCUGAAUGGAGAAAUACUUCGGAAUGCAGAAAGUGGUGCAAUUGAUGUGAAGUUCUUUGUUUUGGCCGAAAAAAGAGUAAUCAUUGUGUCAUUAAUCUUUGAUGGGAACUGGAACGGAGACAGAAGCACAUAUGGACUGUCAAUUAUACUUCCGCAAAGUGAACUUGGUUUCUACCUGCCCCUUCACAGAGUGUGCGUGGAUAGGUUAACACAUAUUAUAAGGAAAGGAAGGAUAUGGAUGCAUAAGGAGAGGCAAGAACAUUUCCAGAAGAUUGUCUUGGAAGGCACAGAAAGAAUGGAGGAUCAGGGUCAGAGCAUCAUUCCAAUGCUGACAGGAGAAGUCAUUCCUGUAAUGGAACUCCUUUCAUCUAUGAAAUCACACAGUGUUCCAGAAGAAAUAGAUAUAAGUGACACAGUGCUAAAUGAUGAUGACAUUGGGGAUAGUUGCCAUGAAGGCUUUCUCCUCAAUGCAAUUAGUUCACACCUGCAGACCUGUGGUUGUUCUGUAGUUGUAGGAAGCAGUGCAGAAAAAGUUAAUAAGAUUGUGAGAACGUUGUGCCUGUUUCUUACACCAUCUGAGCGGAAGUGUUCCAGACUCUGUAGAAGUGAGUCCUCUUUCAAAUAUGAGUCAGGACUUUUUGUUCAAGGCUUACUCAAAGAUGCAACAGGAAGCUUUGUGUUGCCCUUCCGUCAAGUAAUGUAUGCCCCAUACCCUACUACACAUAUAGAUGUGGAUGUCAAUACAGUGAAGCAGAUGCCCCCUUGUCAUGAACACAUCUAUAACCAACGACGAUACAUGAGAUCUGAACUGACAGCAUUUUGGAGAGCUAAUUCAGAUGAAGAAAUGUCUCAAGAUCAUAUUAUCCACACAGAUGAGAGUUUCACACCUGAUUUAAAUGUCUUUCAAGAUAUCGUGCAUAGAGAUACAUUAGUAAAAGCCUUCCUGGAUCAGAUCUUUCACCUGAAGCCUGGCUUGUCUCUAAGGAGUACUUUCCUUGCACAAUUUCUGCUGGUCCUUCACAGAAAAGCCUUAACUUUAAUAAAGUACAUAGAGGAUGACACGCAAAAAGGUAAAAAACCUUUUAAGUCUCUUCGUAGCUUAAAGAUAGAUCUUGACUUGACAGCAGAGGGCGAUCUUAACAUAAUAAUGGCUUUGGCUGAGAAGAUUAAACCAGGUCUACACUCCUUUAUCUUUGGGAGGCCGUUCUACACUAGUGUACAAGAACGUGACAUGCUCAUGACAUUUUAAAGUCUUCCCUGCUUCUGAUAUUGCAGUCCUGCAGAACACGAAAUCUGUCAGUGGGACCCCCGAACUGGUGACAAGCAUUGUCGACUGAGGGUAAAGCAUCAAGAGCACAGUGACAUUGAUGUGUGUCUCAGGCAGUAAGGGUCUUGUUAGAGGGAAUUUCAGCUUAGCUAUAUAAGCAUGAUUUUAAUUAAUUGGUCUCUUCUGUGUGUUUUUUAAAUGGUAAAUGUUACCAGAGGUUACCAGAGAUUCCUUGGCCAUAUUGGCUUGGUGGAUAAAUGUGGAUAUGUUUUGGUGUAUGGUAAAAGGAAGCAUUUUAAUUUUUAUUCCCCAGAAACUUCUUUCAAGUGUGUGUCAGGUUUCACCUGUCCUGCUGUGUCAGUAUUUUCAGUGUUUCCACAGAAAACAGUAUAUAUGUCCUCACCAACCAUGGAGGUUGCAGAAAAUGCCCCUUCCAAGAGUUUCAGAGUUUUUAAAACUGUUGGUCUUCUGUAUGUGGUGCAAAUCUUAAAUAUGACUUUUACUCUUCUGCCUCUUUUGACACUAUUGCCUUCUUCUUUUAGAGCAUUUAAACGUUUGCAGUUUUAAUGUACUACGAAGUGCUAUUUCUGAGUGCAGACUAUUGAUUAUUUGCAGCUUAAGUAGCAGUACGUUGCACAUGGGAAUUAGAUCAUUACUCAAGCAGCUUUGUGCAUGUAAGUGCCAGCCAGGAUACUCUUAUCAUAUAUUUCUGGACUGUCCUGCAGUGGAGUCAGUGGUCCUGGUCAGUGAUCAGCUAACUGAGGUCUUUCAAAACACAAAACAGAAGACUUGUGUCAUUCCACAGCAGUUGUCAGUCCUUCUGUGUGUAAACUGCUACUGGUGGUUGCACUGUCAGUUUCCAUGAGGCUCGUAGAAUCAUUUAGAAUGGAAAAGACCUUCAAGAUCAUUGAGUCCAACCAUUAACCCAGAACUGCCAGGUCCACCUAUAAACCUUGUUCCUAAGUACCGCAUCUACACAUUUUUGGAAUUUUUCCAGGGACAGUGAUUCCACCACUUUCUGGGCAGAUUGUUCCAAUGCUUGACAAAAUAUUCAGAUUAAAGUAUUAGACCCUUCCAAAGAACAUCAAGAUGAUAACCAGGUAAAAGAUAAAACAGUAAUUUUUUUUCAUUUACAUCACCAUUAAUAUAUUUAAUAAUCCUUAGUUUAGAGAUGUGCACAGCUAUGAACUAAUGUGAUUAGCAUUUUAGUAAGUUAACUGUAGUCAUUAAGCUUACCUGUCUUCUUAGUUCAGCUUAGCAUAUCUCCAAUUUAGCUUGAAAAUCAAAACACGUUUUCUAUUGGUAUGUCUCAACCUUUCAUUCUCAGUAGCAUAUAGAAAAGUGCAGUGUCAGGUGAAUCCAGACUUUUUUUUUACCCAGAAAUCAGAGGUAUAUCUGUAGUGCACGUUGUAUGUCUGCUCUUUUUGGACAAGUUUAGGAAUUUCUUUGUGUCAUGUUUCAGCAUAAAGUCAUAACUCAGUCUUCACUGGAAAAGCGAAGGAGCUGCACUGACUGGAGAAGCCAUGGCUGCUUUAUUGCUUACCUUGUUUAUAGCUCUCCUUUGUAAAUAGGUCUCUGUUUUCAAGAUAGUGUUUUAGUAUUACUUUCAUGCAUUGUGGCAGAAAAGUUAGAUUCACAUUUUUCCUGAAAUGUCUAAUACUCAGAUUUUAAAAGAAAUACUGUUCUUUAUUUAGACGCCCAAAAUUCCAGUACAUUUCCUGAAAGACAAAGAUUCUCUAUCAAAUGUUUAGAGCCUCUAAAAGAUGUGAAAUUGAGCCCCAUCUGCACACCAUUUUUGUGCGUUUGCAUCAUCCGUGUUACCAGGUUGCAAAAGAACUGACAUUUUGUGCAGCCAUCUUUUUGCUGUACAUGCAUGUAGAACUCUUGCAGUAAGCUUGGUGAUUCAUCAGAGGAUCUUGUCAGAAUUACAUAAGUUACUUGUGCUGAGUUUGUCAUUCUACCACUACUGUUCCCUUCUGUGUUUUCAAUCAAGACUGAUUUCAGUUAGAGCCUGAAUGUGCUUAAGUUGUUACUCUCAUGGGUAAAUAGUGAAAGAAAUGUAAUAAACACUGCCAAAACUUCUAAUGUAGAAGUUGUGUCAAAAUAUAAGAGCUUUAAAUCUGCUGCUGAAAUUAAUUGAUAAGCAUUGGAAACUAGACACUGACACUACUAACAGUGAAGCUUUUGUUUACUGAAGAUUCUGUUACUUUUUGAAGUUACUAAAAACUGGAAAUUCAGUUGCUACUUUUGUUGCACAGCUGUCACAAGUGCAGAAUGUAUAGUGAAGUACAUUGUUAAAUGCAUCUGCAUGUUGUGUUGUAAAUCUAGCUCAGGAAACAAAGUAAUAAAAUUCAUGCACAAUUUUUGGACUUUAAUUGUUGCUGAUUUUUUUCACAGUAUUUCUGCUCUGUAUCUAAAAGCAUCAUUAUCUUUUAUGCUUUGAAAUUAAAAAGAAA
Messenger RNA from Camarhynchus parvulus, 4100 nucleotides. RefSeq names its product C9orf72-SMCR8 complex subunit (gene C9orf72). Lineage: Eukaryota; Metazoa; Chordata; Aves; Passeriformes; Thraupidae. Gene Ontology annotation, cellular component: autophagosome; endosome. Gene Ontology annotation, molecular function: guanyl-nucleotide exchange factor activity. The transcript is spliced from 11 exons. Gene Ontology annotation, biological process: autophagy; endocytosis. The record is from RefSeq and is a predicted model, not a curated record. The coding region runs from base 181 to 1626 and encodes 481 amino acids.